This is a messenger RNA of Acaulospora morrowiae, 1694 nucleotides long. NCBI's taxonomy places the organism in Eukaryota, Fungi, Glomeromycota, Glomeromycetes, Diversisporales, Acaulosporaceae. The record is from the annotation of a GenBank genome assembly.
AUGUCAGAGAAAAAUCCACAGGAACCUGAAAUGAUUGAGAAAGAUGAAUCCAUGACAGUGGUCGACAUCUCCGAAAAAUUGGAAACUUAUACCAAUGAAACAACAAUCAAUGAUUCAAUAAACAAUAAUGAUGGCGGGCCAGUGGUGCAAAUGUCGAAAACCAAAUUUGUCCUAGUGUUUGUCGGUCUCACUUUUGGUCUUUUCCUAGCGGCUUUAGAUAUGACCAUCGUGGCCACAGCCUUGCCCGCAAUUGUUGCUGAAUUCAACGCAUUGGAUGAUAUUUCUUGGGUGGGAACGGCGUAUUUGCUAACUGGGACCGCUGUUCAACCGACUUACGGAAAAAUAUCCGACAUUUUCGGACGAAAAUCCACAUUUCUGGGGGCAAUUAUUACAUUCGAGCUGGGAUCUUUAUUAUGUGGUUUAUCAACAAAUAUGACUAUGCUAAUUAUUUCUCGUGCGAUUGCCGGCAUAGGAGGUGGUGGAAUUUUCAGCCUCGUAUACAUUAUAAUAACAGAAAUCGUACCAAUUCAAGACCGUGGAAAAUAUCAGGGAAUAGUUGGUGGAUGUUUUGGCUUUGCGUCCGUUGUCGGUCCGCUUCUCGGAGGUAUAUUCACGGAUCACGUCACUUGGAGGUGGACAUUUUAUAUAAACCUACCGCUGGGUGCUAUAACUGUUAUUUGUGUGACACUUGUCCUUCAUCUACCGCACCCUAAGGGAUCUUUUCGACAGAAAAUCAAACGCAUAGACUGGUUAGGUACUGUUGUCGUCGUGGUAGCGACGGUGAGCGUAUUGUUACCAUUAAGCUGGGGUGGAAAUAAAUACGGCUGGACUUCGCCCAUCGUGAUUGUAUUAUUUUGUGUGGGUGGUCUAGGAUUUGUCAUAUUUGCGUAUAUCGAAGGGUGGUUAGCCAACGAACCUAUCGCUCCAGGACAUUUGUUUUUGAACAGAACGGUGGCUUUUGCUUAUGCCGUAACACUCUGGCACGGCAUGUUAUUCUUCUCUCUGACCUAUUUCGUGCCGCUAUAUUAUCAAGUCGUAAAGGGGCAUACCGCAACUCAAUCUGGCUUUGAUCUUCUCCCAUUUAUUUUUGGUGUAUCUACUUUGUCCAUUUCAACUGGCCAAUUACUCUCUCGCACCGACUUUUUCUCUUACAAUGUCAUAUGUCUGGUUGGUUCUGUACUGAUGACCAUUGGUGGAGGACUUUUAAGCACCCUGACAGAAACUUCGAACCGGGGAGAACAAAUUGGAUAUUUGUUGAUCGCUGGUAUGGGCGUAGGUUCUAUUAUGCAGACCAUAUUACUAGCGGUGCAGAAUAGUGUGGAAAGAAAGGAUGUGGCAUCUGCUACUUCUCUACUGACUUUCUUCAGAACUAUGGGUGCAGUGUUCGGUGUGGCAAUUCUAGGCGCAAUACUCAAUAACGAACUCAAUAAAAAUCUAGUUUCCCUUAUCCCACCAGGAAUCAGUCCGGAAGUCGUAAUUCACAGUGGUUCAUUAUUAAAUGCGCUACCCGACUCGCAGAAGAAACUGAUUGUCCAUAAGUUUGUGCAGUCAUUAAAUGAGACUUUUAGGAGUGUCAUACCUAUGGGUGUAUUAUGUUUCGUCUGUGUGCUGGGUGUGAAAUGGUUGAAACCAAAAAUAAAUAAAAGCGAAGAAACAUUGGAUCUUCAAGAAGAGUCAAAAGACGUGGAGAAAGA